This is a messenger RNA of Rotaria socialis, 759 nucleotides long. NCBI's taxonomy places the organism in Eukaryota, Metazoa, Rotifera, Eurotatoria, Philodinida, Philodinidae. The record is from the annotation of a GenBank genome assembly.
AUGUCUCAUAAAACAGCUAAAAAGAAUCAUCAUAAAGAUCGACAAUAUAUCGAUCGUGCUCCGACGAAAUCCGAUACUGACGAAGAUCAAUAUCAUUCUGCUAAUGAAGAAAGCGAUGAUGAAGAUAAAAAAGAACAAAUUCGUAUACCGUUAGCGAUGUGGGAUGUGAAUCAAUGCGAUCCAAAACGGUGCACUGGCCGUAAACUUGUUCGACAUGGAUUUGUUAGACCAUUGAAACUUGGCAAUCAUUUUGGUGGCAUUAUUCUUUCACCGAUCGGUCAACAAUGUGUAUCGCCAGGCGAUCGACAAAUAAUCUUAGACAAUGGUAUUGCUGUUGUUGAUUGUUCUUGGGCAAAACUUGAUGAAACACCAUUUUCUCGAAUGAAAGGCAAACAUUUACGAUUACUUCCUUAUCUUGUUGCUACGAAUAAUGUUAAUUAUGGUAAACCUUGCCAAUUAUCUUGUGUAGAAGCAUUUGCUGCAGCAUUAGCGAUUGUUGGUUUACAAGAUUAUGGCUCAUUGCUAUUGGAUAAAUUUACCUGGGGACAUGGAUUUUAUACAUUGAAUUCAUCAUUACUCGAUGCAUAUGCUAAAUGUGAUUCAGCUCAAGCAAUACUCGAAUGUGACAAACGUUUUCGAACAGGACAAGAUAGUUUUACUGAUGAAUAUACGCCUAAUCGUGAUAUGCCACCGUCUGAAUCAUCUGAAGACGAAGAUUUACCUAUUGAAAAUCUGUCAUUAAAAGCAACAAAUGAAUAA